AGGUUGCAGAAUCAGCAUGUGUCUCUAAAAGUUAAAAAGACAGAAGCAGUCUCUGCCAGCCAAGAAACCAGCAAAAAUAGUUCACAAUGGAUGUAGAUGAUGAAGAAAACAUGAGUUCGAGCAGCACUGAUGUUAAAGAAAACCGCAAUGUGGACAACGUUCCCCCCAAGGAUGGCGGUGGGCAAGGUGCCGGGGAGGGGACGCAGCUCUCCAAUGGUGGUGGCAGCAGCAGUAGAAAGCGUCCUUUGGAGGAGGGCAACAAUGGCCACUCCAAAUUUCGCCCAAAGAAGAGGAAGAAAACACCCGGCCCUGUUCUGCCAAAGAAUGCCCUGAUGCAACUUAAUGAGAUUAAGCCAGGAUUACAGUAUAAACUCCUCUCCCAGACAGGGCCGGUCCAUGCCCCCAUGUUCGUGAUGGCAGUCGAAGUCAACGGGCAGGUAUUUGAGGGGUCUGGCCCAACAAAAAAAAAAGCCAAGCUUCACGCUGCUGAGAAGGCUCUGCGAUCUUUCGUCCAGUUUCCAAACGCCUCAGAAGCCCACCUGGCAAUGGGGAGGACCCUGUCAGUCAACACAGACUUCACCUCCGACCAAGCGGACUUCCCCGACACGCUUUUCAACGGGUUCGAAACACCGGUCCCUUCUGAUGCUUCCUUUUACCUAGGGUCCAAUGGGGAUGGGUCCUUUAGCUCUAGUGGGGACUACAGUUUGCCGUCAUCUGCUGUAGCUAGCAGCCUUUCCCAGUCACCUCUCCCCGUGCCAUCACCCUACCCCUCCACCAGCGGGAAGAACCCUGUCAUGAUCCUCAAUGAGCUGCGGCCAGGGCUGAAGUAUGAGUUUCUCUCAGAGAGCGGGGAGAGCCACGCCAAAAACUUUGUCAUGGCCGUGUCAGUGGACGGUCAGACUUUUGAAGGCUCAGGAAGGAAUAAAAAGCUGGCAAAAGCUCGGGCUGCUCAGUCAGCCCUGGCAUCCUUGUUUAACAUGCAGCUGGACCAGACCCCAUCUCGACAGCCCAUUCCCAGUGAGGGGCUCCAGUUACACUUGCCACAGGUUUUAGCUGAUGCUGUUGCACGCUUGGUUGUAGAUAAAUUCAGUGAUUUGACAGAAAAUUUCACAUCUCCACAUGCACGUAGAAAAGUCCUUGCUGGAAUUGUCAUGACAACAGGUACGGAUGUAAAAGAUGCCCUGGUAAUAAGUGUUUCUACAGGAACAAAAUGUAUCAACGGUGAAUAUAUGAGUGAUCGUGGUCUUGCAUUAAACGAUUGUCAUGCAGAAAUUAUAUCUCGACGGUGCCUGCUUAAAUUUCUAUAUACACAACUUGAGCUUUAUCUAAGCAAUAAAGAAGAUCAACAAAAAUCCAUUUUUAUCAAAUCGGAGCGAGGAGGGUUUAAGCUGAAGGAGAAUGUGCAGUUUCAUCUCUAUAUCAGCACAUCUCCUUGUGGCGAUGCUAGGAUUUUCUCACCGCACGAAGCAGCACAAGAGGAUCAAGGCGACAGGCAUCCAAACCGCAAAGCAAGAGGACAGCUACGGACAAAAAUAGAAUCUGGGGAAGGGACCAUCCCUGUGCGCUCUACUACCACUAUCCAGACAUGGGAUGGCGUAUUGCAAGGAGAAAGGCUACUCACCAUGUCCUGCAGUGACAAGAUAGCGAGGUGGAACGUAUUGGGUAUUCAAGGAGCCUUACUUAGCCUCUUUGUGGAGCCAAUUUACUUCUCUAGCAUCAUCUUGGGGAGUUUAUAUCAUGGGGAUCAUCUAUCCAGAGCCGUAUACCAGAGGAUAGCAGAGAUAGAAGAUCUACCACCUCUUUAUACACUCAACAGACCUUUACUUAGUGGUAUUAGCAAUGCAGAAGCCCGUCAGCCAGGGAAAGCACCAAACUUCAGUGUGAACUGGACAGUAGGAGACACUGGUCUUGAAGUUAUUAAUGCUACAACCGGAAAAGAUGAAAUGGGUCGUGCAUCUCGCCUUUGUAAGCAUGCUUUUUACAGCCGCUGGAUGCGUAUUCAUGCAAAGCUUUCUUCCAGCUUGCGCUCAAAGAUCCUCAAGCCUAACCUGUACCAUGAAACCAAGCAAGGAGCCACUGAGUAUCAAACUGCCAAAGAGUGUUUGUUUAAAGCAUUCCUGAAGGCAGGACUUGGAGCCUGGGUGGAGAAGCCCAUAGAACAGGAUCAGUUUUCUCUCACAGUCUAAUUCACAGACUACACAUCACUUUGGAAAGGGGGUUGUUCUGGAAAUUCCUGGUGUCCAGCACUACUUUCUGGCGUCUCCACAGCUGUCAAAACAUCUUUUUACUGUUUGGAGUUAAUUUUUUUCCUUUGUUUUUUUGAAACGUAAUAGUAACUAUUUCAGUUUUGCCUAAGUAUUGAAACUCAAUGAUGAUCUGACACAUAAUUGUAUAUUUUGUUAUGGGAAAGUAAUUUCUGGUGUAUUUCUAGAAAUACUUUUACUGUAGAAAACUUGCAGUAAGGCUGUCCUUACAGUAUAAAAUGACUCAUUUUUUCUGGGUUAAAAUAGUUCCUUUUUUUAUUUGAAUGUCAUCAAGUGCAUGAAGAAAUGAAAGUUUCUUUAGGUUUUACAUCACACUUUUAGGAAGUAACUUAAUAUUUCUAAAAGAAAAUAGGUGACAAAGCUGAUUCUACUCCUCUGUUAACUUGUUUUUGAACUGCAGAUAUUUCUAGCAUACAGACCACAGAGCCAGAAUGGAGUCUGGACAGCUAGUUUUUCCCCACUUCCUUGCUCUUUAAAACCAGCUGCUGAAAAUGUCAUGUCUUUGAUGUAUGUAUUUAUUAGUAUGUGACCCAGUUUUUAACAUGCAGCUUUUUAUUCUGUUUUUAAAUAUACAUUUACCUCCCAUUUA
Charadrius vociferus (killdeer) is the source of this 2853-nucleotide messenger RNA. RefSeq names its product adenosine deaminase, RNA-specific, B1 (gene ADARB1). Lineage: Eukaryota; Metazoa; Chordata; Aves; Charadriiformes; Charadriidae. The transcript is spliced from 10 exons. Gene Ontology annotation, biological process: adenosine to inosine editing; RNA processing. Gene Ontology annotation, molecular function: double-stranded RNA binding; tRNA-specific adenosine deaminase activity; double-stranded RNA adenosine deaminase activity. Bases 87 to 2186 code for a protein of 699 amino acids. Gene Ontology annotation, cellular component: nucleolus; cytoplasm. The record is from RefSeq and is a predicted model, not a curated record.